AUGCCGAAACCAAAGACCUUUCUCAAAGAGUCCAAGCCCAAGAAAAAGACGGCGAAGCAGGCUCCCGUAACCGCCGAUGAGUUUCUGGCCGCGGGCGUCGAGCUUGAGGAAGCCGGAGAGAAAUGGCGAGCUGGAGAUGCCGCCAAGUCGAUGCGCUUUUUCAUGCGCGCCAUUGCCAACUAUGACGACGGACUCCAGAAACACCCUGGGGCUUUUGACUUGGUUUAUAACAAGGCGAGAGUUCAAUAUGAAAUUACCCAGCACCCUAAGCUGGCCGCUCAGCUGCCAGCUCCACAGACUGAGAUCCUGCAGAUCGCAUUGCAGUCGCAUCGAGAUGCAAUCAGAUUGGAACAGGACAAUGCGGAUGCAUUGUUUAACGCGGGCCAAGUCUUGACCAGUCUGGCAGAGGCCAUGUCCGACACCAAGCAUCCAGAGAGUAAGCAGCUGAUGCAGGCAAGCACCUAUUUGCAAGAGGCGAUCGAGCUGUUCCAACGGUGUCUGGUGCUGCAGGAGAUGCGGUACUCGGAGAUGCAGGAGCAGGCCCAGGAGAUGGAAUCCGGGGAGCAAGCCCAGGAGCAAGAGCCAGCACCGCAGCCAGCGGAGCCGGCCAAGGUUAGCUCAGCCGAGGGCUCAGAGGAUGCGCAAGAGCAGUGGGCCGCUAUCGUGGAACCGGUUACCAAGAAUACCUUGGUGGACACGGCCGUGGCACAGCUGGAGACAUUGGCCACACUGUGCAAUUUGCUGACGUUCAACCCCGGUGCGGGUGGUGUCGGCUGGGUGCAGGAAUAUUCGUCAGAACUCGUACAGAGCCGGCUACCGGCCUACACUGAGGGCUCGGAUAGACACUACGAGGCAGCAUUGGCGCGCGCCAAGCUGAUCUGUGCCUUGCACGAGGUGUUGUACCGGGGUGGCCAGUCCGAUGUCCAGGUUUACCAACAUGAGGUUGGUCAAGCGUUUGGGCCAGACCUCAAUGUCGCAAAUGAUCCCGAGGGACUAUGCAGCAAAGCGGAAGCGCUCACGUCGUUGAACGGGGCGCUGAAUGACUUGCCGCCAUCUGAGGCGGAAGGAUUCAAAACCUCUCUGACAAUUCGCUGGCAAUCGCUGUCGGUUGCUCUGGACGCAUUGACUGCCGCAUCCAAACUCCCAAGCGCAGAAAACCUCCCCAAGAUUCAUAUUGCGCGAGGAGAUGCAGAGAUGCACCGAUGGCGACUGGGGACGACACCCUGGAAUUAUGCCAUGGCACAGCAGAAUGGCGCCACGCUGCUGCGGAACGCCCAAACAUAUUACCGAGGUGCGGCCGCACUGGCUCGACGUGACGGAGCGGCCGAGGAAGAACGUGACGCGUUGUGCAAGGAGGCAAUUGCGGCAGCGGUAGAGGGCCAAAAGACCAAGCUGGAACAGUUGAAGACGAAGGCUCUCCAGGAACUGGUGGCUGUGGCCCAAGACAUGGUGGAGGACGGUAUGGUAGACGGCACAGACAUGAGUGCCUUGAUUUCAUGA
Penicillium alfredii is the source of this 1500-nucleotide messenger RNA. RefSeq lists its product as uncharacterized. Lineage: Eukaryota; Fungi; Ascomycota; Eurotiomycetes; Eurotiales; Aspergillaceae. The transcript is spliced from 4 exons. The record is from RefSeq and is a predicted model, not a curated record. The coding region runs from base 1 to 1500 and encodes 499 amino acids. Gene Ontology annotation, molecular function: protein binding.